Molecule: messenger RNA, 776 nt
Organism: Drosophila santomea
Lineage: Eukaryota; Metazoa; Arthropoda; Insecta; Diptera; Drosophilidae
Exons: 3
Coding region: 27-626 (199 amino acids)
Source: RefSeq, a predicted model, not a curated record
GUUCGGAUCUGACACUUUUCGGUUCAAUGGUCAUCAUGAUAUUUGUGCUGCUGCUCUUAUUCGGAGUGAUCAGUUCCUGGGCCACUGAUUAUGAAUUAUUGCUCGAGGAUCCGGACAUAUUUUCGCCGUGCACUGAAGGUCCGCCCGGAUCCAUAGACGCCCGGCAGGCAGUUAAUUUUGACGAUCUCGUAGUCGACCAGGAAGCGGAUAGACUUCGUAUCUCCGGGAACGUCACUGUCGUGUGGGAUGUGCAGCCCACAGAUCGGAUUACUGCGAGACUGGAUUUCCUUCACUACAACCGCGGUUCUUGGGAGCCCACUGUUAUUAGCAUGGCCACCCAGAACUUUUGCUCCAUCAUGUACGACAAGAACCAGUACUGGUAUAGAUAUUGGACAAGGUACAUUACCAAUCGCCUUGAGGUGGAAAAGAACUGCUUCAGAGGGCCUGCAACCGUUUUGGUACACGAGCCCUUCGAUCUCAUGCUAAAAGUAGAGAAUUUUCAUGGACCUCUUCUUAGAGGACGACAUAAAAUGGUCGUAUUGUUUAACGCACUAGAUGAGAGGAAUAUACCGCGACCAAACCCAAUUUGUUUGGAGAUCAGAGGAGAACCUCUCAAGUUGAACUAGUUGAUUGAAUCGACAAUUUUGUUGGAAAUUAUUAUAAUAAUAAUAAUACAAUAAUAAUUGCAAAAAAGAGAAAACUAGUUUCGACACUACUUAAAUGCAAUAUGAAUAUUUUAAUAAUAAUUACAUAAAUUGUAACACAUACGUUUUUAU